This is a messenger RNA of Piliocolobus tephrosceles (Ugandan red Colobus), 3676 nucleotides long. It is a transcript of the gene PI4K2A, whose product is annotated as phosphatidylinositol 4-kinase type 2 alpha. Gene Ontology annotation, molecular function: 1-phosphatidylinositol 4-kinase activity. NCBI's taxonomy places the organism in Eukaryota, Metazoa, Chordata, Mammalia, Primates, Cercopithecidae. Bases 57 to 1358 code for a protein of 433 amino acids. The record is from RefSeq and is a predicted model, not a curated record. Gene Ontology annotation, cellular component: plasma membrane; lysosomal membrane; trans-Golgi network. Gene Ontology annotation, biological process: Golgi organization; phosphatidylinositol phosphate biosynthetic process; endosome organization. The transcript has 7 exons.
GGCCGCGAGCGCAGUGGUGUGCAGCGCGCCGGGUCCCCGAGCCGGCUGACUGAGGGAUGGACGAGACGAGCCCACUAGUGUCCCCCGAGCGGGCCCAACCCCCGGACUACACCUUCCCGUCGAGCUCGGGCGCUCACUUUCCGCAGGUGCCCGGGGGCGCGGUCCGAGUGGCGGCGGCGGCGGGCUCGGGCCCCUCUCCUCCGGGCUCGCCGGGCCACGACCGGGAGCGGCAGCCUCUGCUGGAUCGGGCCCGGGGCGCGGCGGCCCAGGGCCAGACCCAAACCGUGGCGGCGCAGGCCCAGGCUCUGGCCGCUCAGGCCGCGGCGGCAGCGCACGCCGCUCAGGCCCACCGCGAGCGGAACGAGUUCCCGGAGGAUCCCGAGUUCGAGGCGGUGGUGCGGCAGGCCGAGCUGGCCAUCGAGCGCUGCAUCUUUCCCGAGCGCAUCUACCAGGGCUCCAGCGGAAGCUACUUCGUCAAGGACCUUCAGGGGAGGAUCAUUGCUGUCUUCAAACCCAAGAAUGAAGAGCCCUAUGGGCAUCUUAAUCCUAAGUGGACCAAGUGGCUGCAGAAGCUGUGCUGUCCCUGCUGCUUUGGCCGUGACUGCCUUGUCCUCAACCAGGGCUAUCUCUCAGAGGCAGGGGCCAGCCUGGUGGACCAAAAACUGGAACUCAACAUUGUUCCCCGUACAAAGGUCAGUGACCCAUCUCCAGGAAACCUUGCUGCCUGGCCACAGUUUCCUGGGGAAGGGUUAGUCCGAGUGUCCAGAAUACCUAGUCCACCAUUACAAAAAUUGAAAGUCAUCCCCCUUUUUUCUGCUAACUUUAUAUUUCUGUUCACAGAUCGAGGCAAUGACAACUGGCUGAUUAAAUAUGACUGUCCAAUGGAUAGUUCUAGCUCUCGGGACACAGACUGGGUGGUGGUGAAGGAGCCUGUUAUCAAGGUGGCUGCCAUAGACAAUGGGCUGGCCUUCCCACUGAAGCAUCCUGACUCCUGGAGGGCAUAUCCUUUUUACUGGGCCUGGUUGCCCCAGGCGAAAGUCCCAUUUUCUCAGGAGAUAAAAGAUCUGAUCCUUCCAAAGAUAUCGGACCCUAACUUCGUCAAGGACUUGGAAGAGGACCUUUAUGAACUCUUCAAGAAAGAUCCUGGUUUCGACAGGGGCCAGUUCCAUAAGCAGAUUGCUGUCAUGCGGGGCCAGAUCUUAAAUCUGACCCAGGCCUUGAAAGACAACAAGAGUCCCCUGCACCUCGUCCAGAUGCCACCUGUGAUUGUUGAGACGGCCCGUUCCCACCAGCGGUCUUCUAGCGAGUCCUACACACAGAGCUUUCAGAGCCGGAAGCCCUUCUUUUCAUGGUGGUAGCUCCAGAGGCAGGCAGAGGAAAUAUUCUCAGAGACUGGUGGGAGGAAGCCUGGGAAGUGGGGUGCAGGAAAAGCCAGAGAAGCCAGUGGAGAGCAGCACCUUUAAGAGCCCUCCCUCUCUGCUUGCCACCCUGCUCAGGGCUUUCCCAUCCACAGGGAGAAGCACAAUCAGGAACAGUGAGUGCUCCUCACCCUUCUGAGUGUGGGGACGCUGGAGCUCCAUGCACAUAGUCCAGAUGCCUGGGAAGGAGCAUCUCCCUUCCAGCAUCUGCUGGUGGCAGGCUGGGACAGUCCCUUCCUUCCCUGACACCCUGCUCUAUUGCAAUUCCCUAUUAUAUUCUGCAUCAGAAAAACAAACAAAACAAAAACAACUUUAAAUGCUUGUAGCAGAACCCUGGGUCAUCUCAUGUCAGAAACCUUUAAUCCAGGCCUAAAUUUGUAUAGACCUGACAUUCAGCUGCCUUGCAGUUGCUUCCUCCCAUGAGCCAAGGUGGUGUCAGAGGGCAACUGGAUGACUCGCAGUACCACAGCACUGGGACAGACAGAAGCCACACCUUUCUUUUGGGUUUUUGCCAAGCCUCCUCCAUCUCCCACCAGUGCUGUGGGCUGGCUGCAAGCCUCCAAACAGUUCUCCUGGAAGAGAGGUUUUUGCUUUACCCCCGCCAGCACUUCCGCCCACAAUCAUAGAGAACCUCUCUGCUCUCUGCUGGCCUACAGCUUGUCUCUUUCUCAAGCAGAGGCAGGAAGAGCCAGUCUUAGCAUUUAUAUUUUAGUAGGAAGUUGACUCCCAGCAUGUAAAAGUGAUCCACGCGGCCGGAGUGUAUGCUGGGAGCUAAGUGGUCUAUGGGUGAACAUAUCCCACCUUGCUUCCUAAGUCCUUGGUCCCAAUCUUCUCAUUUAUUCCUGUUGUUUUAAGUUUCCCCCCACAACUCUUUUGAUGUAAAAGUUCAGUUUGUCUUCUGGAGUGGGUCUCUGCAAGGGUUUUGGGAUGAGUCUUGGCUUCUAAGAGGACAGGCUAUUAGGUUCUUGGACUUUUUUCUGUGCCACCACUGCUGCUUGGUGGAAGUCACAGAACGUGGAUUCUGCCUCAUAAAUGGCAGUUUCCCUUUUCUCCCUGACUUGUUCUAGGUCAAUUUCUCUAUCGUUUCCUGAGAAAGGCGGGACCCAAAGGAGAGAGGCCUUCAGACUGUCCCAGGUCCUGCCCAGCUCAGUGCGCAUCUUCUUGCUUCCAUGUGUCUUUUCCCCUGCUGCCUCACUCCCCACCCCCACUUGCCAGGUGUUUGAGCCCUUUCUACACCAAAGCAAAGUAUGGCCUCAGGAGGGAGUAAAAAGGGUGCCCUCUAUGUCUGAGGGGCAGCUGUGUUCAUGCCCUGUGCUACUGGACAUUUCACAAUUCUGGCACCUUGCAAUUGGUCAGUCAACCUCAGAAAGAAACUAUCUUGAAGGUUUGAAAAACAACCAAAGAAAGGGAGUGAGGACUAUGGCUGCAUGUCUACUGCUUGCCCGGCUGCAGAGCAGAGAUGUGCAGCCCUCUGGUCAGCUGGUUCAGGCUGGUCUCUGCCAGUCCCCUUCCAGUCCAGCCACCAGGAGCCCGGUUGUCCCAGGCUUCCACCUGGCUGACAGGAAGAAUUUCUGAGAGCCAGAUGUGCAUGCCCUGUGGACAAAGGUACAGCUCACCUGCCUGCCCCAGCCCCAGCCCCAGCCCCAGCCCGGACAAUCACAUGCAGCUGACUCGGACACUGGCCUUGGGAACAAUGUUUGAGGGAACACCUGCCCCCUGACUGUAAGAGCCAGGAGGGGACCCAGGUGUGCAUAGCUCUCUGUAGACAUUUUUACCCAAACCUGUUGGUGAAGUGCCCAUCUGGUGCUCAAGAGAGCCUGGGGGUCUAACGGGGAGCCCGGCUGCCUCACCUGGCCAUAGCCUCCAUGCCAGAUUUGCACAUUGUCUUGAUCCAGACCAGCUCUGUGAUCAGAAGGAAAUUGGGUCCAGUGUAGGAGCAAGCUGGUCCUGGGCCUGGCAGGCAAGAGUGUGGGCAUCCUUUCCUGGCCUUUCUCCACUCUCCCUCAAGCCUGUGCUCAGGUUGCCUUGAAUGUGGACUCUGGAAGAGCCAGGGGCCCAGAGUGCCGGGACAGGCUUCUGGGUGGCACUCGUGGAACACCGUCCCUCUGCCAGCCAUAGGCCCUGCCUCCAGUGUCAGGGAAUGGAGGCUGGGCUGCGAGAGUGCUGCUGCCCUGUGUCGUUCUUCUAAUCCACUGUAGAAAUUGUACGUAAUGUAUUUAAAUCAACGCAAAUGUAUGAAUAACAAAUCCAGUUCUGAC